Molecule: messenger RNA, 2855 nt
Organism: Engraulis encrasicolus (European anchovy)
Lineage: Eukaryota; Metazoa; Chordata; Actinopteri; Clupeiformes; Engraulidae
Exons: 4
Coding region: 242-2374 (710 amino acids)
Source: RefSeq, a predicted model, not a curated record
GAGAGAAGCUCCUACUUGUUAUGGGAUUGGACGAUGCGGUACGACAUCGCAAGGAGAGAGAGACGAGUUGCCAGUCGGAACAUUCAAGUGGGACACCCUCUGACAUCGGACUUCCGCUAUGGACUUCCGAGUCGAGUCGGAGUCGGAGAGUUCAACAUAGCUAAUUCGAUUCAAACAGCAAUCGUGCAUCAAUUGAUAUUCAUCCGUGGAGGGAGAAAGCAUUUUGGAUAGAAGUUAAAAUAUGGCAGACUCACUGGAAGAUGGAGACAGCAUAAAUGGACAUUCCUUGGAGAAUUUUGUUCUGAACAGUGAUGAAGUCGCUUCCGCACCUUUACCUGAACCGGUAUCAAUUGACUUCCAAAAAGCUCUCAUCAAUGAGUCAAACAGCCCACAAAGUUCAACUGUGUGCUCUGAUAAAAAUGAUGGCUUUAGUAAGAUCCAUACACUAUUUUUCAUCGACCUGAUGCGACAGCACAUUGAGAGCCAUGGCAAUGGUCUUCCAAAAAACCUGGAAGAACUGAACUACCGUCUGAAGGGGGCUAAAGGCUUGAAAAAACAUCUAUGGGAAGAAGCAGCAGAGAAGUUAGGUGCAAAUUUCGAGCAGUCUUUCAGUCCCGCAAAGGUGGCCAGGAAAUGGGGCACUCUCAUGGAGGCAUAUAAAAGAGUUAUACACAAUGGGGGAGUACCCAUGCGCUUCCAGUAUUUUUCAGAGAUCCACAGCCUGUUGGAGGACUGUGAUUUUUCACAGUCUAUGGAGAAGAAGGAGCAGGGACAGUGCGCUCCAGCCUUUGCCUACACGGUGUACAGCCCAACACCAAUACAUAUCAUGCCCAUGCAGGCACAAAACAGCUCAGCUGCGGUACAAAUUGUACCAGUUCAACCAGAAAACUGCCCAACGAGAGUACAAUCAGCAUUACCUGUGCCCAUGGCACCCAACAACAGCAUCAGCCAGAAGCAAACAUCUGCUUUGAAAGGUCUGGUGCAGCAGCACAUCAAGGCUCAAGGCCUCCACACAACCCUUAAAGAUCAGAGUGGACACGUUCAUGGUGUCAAGUCCAUGCCCUCAAAUAGUAACAACACAGCCACUCCACCAUCAGCUGUGUUCUUGCAGGAUCCUCCACCACAGUCAACCGUCUCCUUGCCAUCCCAUGAAGUCUUCACCCCGGAACAGACAGCGUUUCUUAUUGACCUGGUGCGGGAACACAUUGAGGCUCAGGGUGUCGGUCUCCCCAAAACCACCAAAGAACUGAACGCAAUUCUAAAGUCAUCGUCGAAACAUGGCAAGCGGAGACAGCUAUGGAAGGAGGCGGCGCGGAAGUUGACCAAUCGUUUCAGUGAGGAGUUUUGCCAGGACAAGGUGGGCAGAAAGUGGACCACUCUUUUAGAGGGCUAUGAAAAAAUUGAAAGCGGCAGUAAACGCUACAGCAGUAGACCCAUGCGCUUCAUGUGGUACCGUGAGAUAGACAGCCUUCUGGAUAAGUCCAACGGUGGCUCUGCUGUGUCACCUGUGGCUGAGAUGGAAGUGGAUGUGGGAGAGUGGGACAACCAACUCGAAGAUGAAGACAACUUCUCACCCAGUCCCAUCAAUUCGCCCGAGAUGGAUGCCAUGCCAGAACACGACGGCUUCUCCAAGAACCAGACGGUGUUUUUGAUUGACUGUGUUCGACAGCACAUUGAGGGCCAGGGCCUGGGUCAACCCGAGACCCUUGAAGAGUUGAACAGACGACUCAAGCUGAGGUUGAGGAAGGGGAAUAAAAUGAGGCUGUGGAGAUAUAUGGCAAAGAAGCUGAGCAAGGAAUUCCUGUGUUCAUUCUCCGAGAAGAAAGUGUACAGGAAAUGGGACACGCUGAUCGCCGGCUUUGCUAAGGCUCUGGAGAACUACAGGAGAGGGAAGGACUCCACACGGUUUCAGUUUGUCUCGGAGAUGCAGAGCCUGUUGUGUGGGGAAGACAGCAAGGUGGCCAUCAAGACUCUCGGGGACCCUACGGCGCGGGACCCCAACAAGCCCAUGUUGCGGCCGAGGCCUCCGGCCCGCCGAGCCUGCAUGAGCCCCGUGAGCAGCCCCGAAGACUCUGAGGUAGGGAUUGGAGACCCUACGGCGCGGGACCCCAACAAGCCCAUGUUGCGGCCGAGACCACUGGCCCGCCGAGCCGGCUUGAGCCCCGUGAGCAGCCCUGAAGAAGACUCUGAGGUGGAAGAUAAUGGGGAGAGCACACCUCCUCCUCCACCGCCCAAACGCAUGAGGCGCGAUGACGAUGAGCUGCUGCAGUUCAUGAGGCGGUCAGAGGAGGCCACUGAAAGGCGGCACCAGGAGGUCGUAGCACAUCUCCAGUCGAUUCAGGACCUCAUGACCAAGAUGCUGGACAAACUCUAACAGUGAUGAUACAUGGGACAACUCUUUUUUUUUAGCUUUGUUUCCAGGCAACAAUUCUACAAGAUGUUGGGACUUUGCAUCACUAUAACACCUUUAUCAAGAGAACAUGGAGCAGCAGCAAACUUAAAAAAAAAAAAAAUCCACUCCAUCCGGGAAAAAAAAUGCUCUCACCUGGCGACAACAUCGCUCAAAACCUUUUCCUGCGUAUCAUCACCUUAAAAAUCUUUUGCCAAGCUUGUACAUAUUUGUUUAAGUUGCGAUUUUUCAUUUGAGAUAUGCAUACUUUAAUUUAGAAUGAAUAACAAUGUGUAAUAUUGUGCAGGGUCCGAGGACAGGGUAUUAUUCUUCACACUGUUUAUUUGGAGUUUCCCAUCUUCCAUUUUGCCAAAAACUUUGUUGGCAGAAUUGUAAAAACAUCAAUUCAUUUCUGUACAUAUUUUGAUUAAAAGGCUUAUAAUAAGAAAAUAUAUUUCAGGGAAAA